This is a messenger RNA of Prorocentrum cordatum, 6139 nucleotides long. Lineage: Eukaryota; Dinophyceae; Prorocentrales; Prorocentraceae. The record is from the annotation of a GenBank genome assembly.
GGCUCCUGCGGCGCGGGCGCGCGCGGCGGCGGCGUGCCUGGGGCGCCGCGCGGCACUCGUGCGCGGUUGCGCAGUUGCCACGGGCGCCCUGCUGGGGCCGCGGUUGGCGCUGCGGGCGCUGUCGGGCCGUGCACGCGGCGUUGUGCUUCGGCCGCUGUCGACGCGCAGCCGAAGAAGAGCAUUCAACUUCGACGAUGACGGGAUGGGUGGCUUUGGAGGCCUCGACGACGGCCUCGGCGCCGCAACGAGCGCCCGGAGGGAGCCCAAGGUGCCCGUCUCCAUCGUCUGCGGUUUCCUGGGAGCAGGGAAGACCACCAUGGUCCAGCACAUCCUGUCCAACCGUGAGGGUCUCAAAGUCGGCGUGGUUGUCAACGACGUGGCUGAGGCGAACAUCGAUUCCGAGGUGCUAACCUUCUCCGACGCGGACGGCAUGGUGGCCCUGCAGAACGGCUGCGUGUGCUGCUCCGGCCGCGACGACCUAUUCUUCCAGCUGCGAGCCCUGGCGGACAGCUCAGGCAUCUCCAAGCUGGACAAGGGCUGGGAUCGGCUCGUCGUGGAGUGCUCUGGCGUGGCGGAGCCAGAGAGCAUCGCCUCGGAGCUGCGCGACAUGGCCGAUCGGGGAGAGCCGCUGAUGGACCGCGUGUUCCUCGCAGGCAUCGUCUGCCUCGUCGACGCCACGACAUUCUGGGACGUCUACCACUCCGCGGAGGGCGGCUCCACGGACCCGGACGGGCGCGAGGUCAUGCCGCUGUCCGCGCUGCUUCUCAGCCAGCUGGAGUCCGCCGACACGGUCGUCCUCAACAAGGCCGACUUGGUCAGCGAGGCAGAGCUCCGCAGACUGAGGGAGCUUGUCAAGGCGCUGAGUCCGUCGGCCCAGGUGCUCACGUCCACCAGAGGCGCGCUGCCGCUGCGGACGCUACUGCCCGCGGAGCCGACAGAAAUUGACAUGCCGGCCUACGUGCCGUCGCUGGCUAACAGGCACGGCGUGGCCGUCCGGGCAGCCGCGGCGAGGGGCGCCGCUGCGGCGGCGGCGGCGCGGAGCGCAGGGGGCGACGCGGCGGCUGGCCGCGGCCAUGCCGAUGGCGGCGCGCACGACGCCGACUGCGGCCACGACGGCCACGCACACGGCCACGGCCACGACGGCCACGCGCACGUCCACAGCCACGGGGACGGCGAGGACUGCACCGUAUGCGCGCACACGGAGGCAGCAUCUCGGCAUGAGAAGUACGGGCUCGGUAGCUUCGUGUACCGCAGCAAAGCCCUUUUCGACGCCUCGAAGCUGGCCGCGCUGGCGCGAUCCCUGCCCGUGGCCGCCGCGGAGAUCGGCCUGCCAGCCGCUCCCCUCGCCGACGCCGCGCCGGCGGCGACGAGCCUGGGCGACAUCACGGGCCCCUUCGCUGGCGUCUUGCGCUCGAAGGGUUUCGUGCGUGUCAAGGAGGAGAAGCAGGACGAGGAGGAGCUGAACAAGGAGGGCGACGACGAGUACCAGAGCGUCGCGGCCCGCGCCGAGGAGUCGCAGACCGGCGCCGCCUACUACUGGUCGCACGCCGGCCGGAGGCUGGAAUUGGGCCCGGCGCCGGGCGCGCCGCCCUGCAAGGGGCAGGAGCUCGUUUUCAUCGGCGCUGGGAUGGAUCAGGCCGCGAUCGAGGGCGCUCUGGACGGCUGCCUGACUAGUACCAAGCGUCAUCAACCUGACGAGCCUGAAAGGAUGGGCCAUCAGGCCUUAUCUGCGGCGCAGCUCAAGGACUACGUGGACCAGGUGCAGUCGGACCUUCUGGGCGAGAUCCAGAACAUUCAGGCGUCUGUCAGCUCGCAGCUGGGCGAGGUUGGCAAGAAGGUGGCAGCUUCUUGCGGGUCGAUCACGCACACGCUCGAGGCCAGGCUCACCCCGAUGCAGAACUCGAUCAAUAACCACACCGAGCGGAUCCAGUCCCUGGAGACCGACGUCAAACGCCUACGUGACCUACUUCAUGAUGCGAAGAGCUCGACUCCUGCGCCCGUCCUUCGUGCGACUGGAGGUGGUGCUGGAUUCAACCGUGACAUCGACCCGUGCAUCAUCGUGGCCAGGUGCAAGCACCAGACCAGCAUGUCCGAGGUCAAGACCGCGCUCACGCCUUGGUUCCAGGAGGGCUCGAUCCCCGAUGGCGAAUGGGCUUUGGAGGGCGACCCGACCAGCAAGCGAUUUACCGUGCGAUUGGCUGGCGCCGUGGGCUUUGCCAGUCGACGUGUACAGCAUCUUCUCACUCUUCUUCGGCCGACGAGCCCACAGGGCCAAUGGCGGCGCUUUACAGCUCCCGCUGUCAGUGGCGAAGUGGCAGAAGUAUAUGUUGGCCCCGACAAGAACCCCGCGAUGGUGCAGAAAGAAAUGGCGUGUAAGACCGUCAAGCGCAUCCUCACCGACGCGUACCCUCACAAUGUCUUCUACGUGGACAAACUCAAAGGCUCGGUCAGCACGAACUGGAAGCCGCUUGUGCAUGUGCAGCCGCAGGCGGACCAGGAGACCCCGACCGUGCUCUUCGCGGAGCAGAACUUGGUGGCUGAGAACAUCGAGAGAGCCCGCAUCGAGCAGCCCAUCAAGAUGGAAGUGCUAGGCAGGCUGACGGAGCUCCAAGUGGAAGACCCCACACACUACCACCCAGGCACUAAGUUCCUCUCGUUCAUAGAUAGGCCCGAGGAUAGGCCCAUACCCAAGGACAUUUUCUUCUCAGAUGAAUACAGCGAGUUCCUGACUUUGGCUAUUGAGGCUGAGCCAGCUGAACAUCUUCCCCCUGGACGUCUACACCAGUAUUACAAAACUCUGAUGAUUGAGGCGGCCCGAUAUGCGAGGUCGGCGAUCAUUUUCAGGAAACCGAGGUCCCUGGCCGCUCGUUUCAUGGUGCUCAGGAGCGUCGCCCGUGCCGUGUUCCGCCAAGACGUGCAGCUGGCCCUCAAGCUUCGCAGGUCUCACCCCCUGGCUCGCGAGAUGGUCUCAGUCGAUGCUGAGCAGUCCGAGGUCACCCUUUCUGACCCAGAUCGGUUCACUGUUAUGUCGAAUCAGGUGCACAGCGAAGUGGCGACCCGUCAGAGGCACCGCGUUGCCCGAGCAGCUGAGCAGCAGACCAAUGAGCAGAAGGAGCGGAGGAUGAGGGAGAGGCUGAAGAGGAUGGCUAAGGUGGAGCAGCUGUGGAGCCCAUUCGAUAGGCUCCCGCAGGGGCUCGACACGAUCCAGAAGGGGUUCGUCCAAGGGCGGAACUUUGGGAACAAUAUCAUCGACCUCGACGCCUCGGCUCGGGUCUUUGGCCUCCAGAACCCCCAGAACCAGCCUGUACUAGGAUGCUACGAUUUCGGCCAAGCCUUCCCGUCCGUGUCCCAGGAGUGGAUCCUAGAGGUGACUAACUCGAUAGAUAUGCCUGACCCGCUCAAGUUCCACAUAUCCUUACUAUAUAUCAAUGUUAUGUGCUUUGGGGCCCUUGCUGGCCAAGUUCUGGAGCUCUUCCUGGUGACUAGUGGCAUUAUUCAGGGCUGUCCUGGAUAUGGUUCUUUGUUUUCGGUUGCCGUGGACCCGUUCCUCCAAAAGUUCAGGGCCAUCACAGACGCCCGUAAUAAAGGUCGUACCCGAGCCUGUGCAGACGACAUAGGCAUGACGCUCCGCGAUCUCCGACACCUUCGGCGACUUCACACCGUGUUUAAGGAAGCUGAAGCGAUUGCCCGACUGAAGCUGAAACCCGCGAAGUGCGUUUUGGUCCCCUUGGGCUCGGUCUUCACGGACGUCUUAGCGGCGAGGAUCAAAAACUGGCUCAGGCAGAACAUCCCCGACUGGAGCGACUUUCGGGUGGCAUCGUUGGCCAAAUACCUUGGCCUCUGGAUAGGCCCGUCUGCAGAAUACGACUCUUGGGCUUCGCCUCAGCUGAAGUAUUUUCAUAGGUGCAGUGGAGUUGCCCGUUUGGGCGCGAGUACCGAGGUCUCUGCUAGGACGUACAACAGGCGCUGUGUGACGGUGCUGUCGUACGUUGCCCAGUAUUUGCACCUGCCGCCUGCCCUCCGCGGGAAAGAGUUCGUGCAAUUCUCCAAGAUAUUCCAUAUGCCUCACAGUCGCCUUAAACACUCUGAUUGGCUGAACUUGGAGAAGAGCGGCGGCCCGAAGCUUACCAGCAUGUUGGCGCUCAGUUUAGCUUCGCUCAUGCGAGCGAGCCUGUACACGUUCGACGCCUGGCGCCCCGCCAUGCAGGUAGCCCUGAGGACUUUGAAGCAAGCUCGUCGGGAUCGCCCAGAGGUUCCUGAUAAAGCUCUGCACCCCCAGCGGAUAUUGUACCGCGCCAUCUGUGAGUGGCUGUACCCAGACUCGCUCCACCUCACCUUCGAGAAGCGUCUCAGAAAAUGGAGCAGGCAUGCCCUGAGGGCGGUGCACGCGCAGCGGGCGGCGCCAGUUGCAGCGCAGCAGGCCGUGGGCGCCAUCGCGAAGCCGGACAGCCACAAGCGCACGUACUCGUACCUGAAGCUAGACAACGGCCUGCAGGCCAUCAUCGGCUCCGACAAGGACUGCGACAAGGCGGGGGCAGCCCUCUGCGUGAACGUGGGCAUGUGCCACGAGAGGAAGGACCUGCCGGGCCUCGCCCACUUCCUCGAGCACAUGCUCUUCACGGGGACCGAGAAGUACCCCUCGGAAGGCGAGUAUUCCGAAUUCAUCCAGCAGAACGGCGGCACGUCGAACGCUUACACCGCCUGCUACUUCACCAACUACAUGUUCGACGUGAAGCCAGACAAACUGGAGGGCGCUCUGGACCGGUUCGCGCGGUUCUUCUCCGAGCCUUUGUUGACGAGGGAUUGCACGGAACGCGAGAUUAACGCCGUCGACUCCGAGUUCCAGGGCGGCCUCACCGAGCCUUGGUGGCGAUUUAUCGGCAUCAUCAAUCAGAGCGCGAACCCCGACCAUCCUUUCCACGUUGCCGUGGGGAACAACAAGGUUCUCCUAGAGGAGCCCAAGGAGCGCGGUAUCGACCUCUACGAUGAGAUGAAGAAGCUGUACAACGACACGUAUUCGGCGAACGGCAUGACCCUGUGCGUCUUCGGCAAGGAGAGCCAGGAGGAGCUCGAAAGCAUGGUGAAGAGGCUUUUCUCCGGCGUACCCAACAAGGGCGUUGAGAUGCCCGUUGGCGACGGUGUCAGCCCGCACCCGCCCUUCCUGCAGAAGGACUGGAAUCAGCUUCUGCUCCAGAACCCCGUCAAGGACGUCAAGGAGCUGAGCUUCAGCUGGUGCAUUCCGUACCAGGCGCCGCUCUGGCGCAAGAAGCCCACGUCCUACAUUGGACACCUCAUCGGUCACGAGGGCGCCGGCUCGAUCAUCUCUGUGCUGAAGGAGCAAGGCCUCAUCGCAAGCUGUUACACCGGCAACGGCGCCUGGCUCGAGGGAGCGUUCAGUUUGUUCAAUGUCAACUUCGAGCUCACCGACAAAGGCCUCGACAACAUCGAUGUGAUCGGAAAAUACUUGUUUGCCUACAUGGGCAUGCUUCAGAAGAGCCCGCCCGAGAAGCGCAUCUUCGACGAGAUGGCCAAGCUGGCGGAGAUGAAGUUCAAGUUCGGCGAGGACGGCCAGCCCUUCUCGAUGUGCCCAGCGAUCGCGCUGAACGUCGUGCAGGGCCUGCCGCCUACGGAGGCGCUCGCCGGCGGCUCGCUGCUGUACGAGUAUGACCCCGAGUGCAUCUCCGACCUGCUGGGCCGCCUAACGCUGGACUCGGUGCGGGUGGGCGUACAGGCUAAGGCCAUGGCGGACAGAUGCACGGAUAAGGUCCUCGGGGAGCUCUCCCUGGACGCCGGCGGGCCCACCUUUGGCGCGCCCCUGCGCCUCGGCGUGCUGCGGGCGGGCUUCCCCGCGGCGGCCGCGGCGGCGGCCGCCGCCGCACCGGGCGCGGCCGCGGCGGCGCUGGGCCGCCUGCGGCCUCGCGCGUGGGCGGCGGGCGGCGGGUGCCUGGGCGCGCUGAGCGUGGUGGACGUCGGCGCCUCCAGAGAGGGAGCGGAGGGAGGUGGCGGCGGCGCGGAUCUGGCCGAGCGCGCCGAGUCAGACGCCGAGGCGCUGGCCCGCUGCCUGGGCCUGGGCGCGGAGGAGGCCGAGCUCAGCCCCGACAUGGCCGCCUGCCUGGGCAUCGGGAUGGUCAUGUACUAG